AUGGGUGGCAAGCAAGACGCUCACCAAUACCAGGCUGGCGAUAGCACGCACAGGAAAGAAGAUGAGUGGAAACAUCGAGAACCAUAUCGGAUUCACGACGAGGCGGAGGACUUCGACGUCAAAUGGGAAGGAGGUUGCCACUGCGGCAAGGUUCAAUAUCAGCUCAGCCGCGAUAAACCGCUGGCAGCAAAAUACUGCCACUGUACCACGUGCCAGAGACUUCAUGGGUCUCCUUUCCAGUGGGCAGCUAUCUUCCACAAGUCUGAUAUCAACUUUGUCCGAGGACACCACGACCUUGGCUGGUAUGAUCCAUCCAACAAAGACACAUCACACCACCUUCCAUGCAAGGUGUCGUGUGCAUUUUGUCGGUCUCCCAUUAUGGACGAAGGGCGAAACAUGAUUCUGCUAUUCCCUCCUCUAAUCAAAAAGAUCAACACUCAAAAGGCUCGGGAGGCAUUCAAGCCUACAUGUCACAUGUUCUAUACCCAGCGAGUGGCCGAGUUUCGAGGGGAUGGCGUGGUCAAGUGGAAAGGGUUGGACAAUAAAAGCGAUAUGAUCGAUGACGAUGAAAACGUAUUGGUCAAGUUCGAGGAGGGAAUGAAAGAUAAAGAUAUGGAUGAGAAGAAACGCAAAUAUGUGGAGUUGAAUGAGGAAGAUGAGGUGGUGAACACCAAGAAGAAUGGAACCAAGUAAUAGAAUGAGGACAAUGGACAAAAACUGGUACGCAAUCAAGGCACGUGAGACUUGCCGAGCGAC
Exophiala mesophila is the source of this 756-nucleotide messenger RNA. RefSeq lists its product as uncharacterized. Gene Ontology annotation, molecular function: carbon-sulfur lyase activity. The transcript has 2 exons. The coding region runs from base 1 to 693 and encodes 230 amino acids. The record is from RefSeq and is a predicted model, not a curated record. NCBI's taxonomy places the organism in Eukaryota, Fungi, Ascomycota, Eurotiomycetes, Chaetothyriales, Herpotrichiellaceae.